AUGGUGCGCGGCAGGAGCGCUCACUCCAUGUGCCAGUCGAGGGCGCCUCCUGCCGCGGUUCCGGAGACUUGGGGGGUGAGGGCUCCCCGACUUAACCCGGGGCGGGGCGGGCGGGCAAGUGAAGUUGGUGCACCAGGCGUUGUUCAGCUCCCGGCGCUCCUGGCUCCAGGUCCGAAGGCGAGCCGAGCUAGCGUGUCCCGGGCGCAGCACGAGGCGCAGCACCGAGCUCCCCGGUUGCCCUGCGGGACCCGAGUUGUUGGCUUCUUAACUCCCCUGAGCGAGCGCCUCUUCUGCCGCCGCAGCUGCCGCCGCCACCUCUCGGCCGCCUCCCGCCUUCCUCCCAGCCUUUUUAUAGGCUCUGCCCUCUCUCGAGGCCAGCCCCACCACCUCCUCUUCUAUUUCCCUCUGACAGCCACACUGGCCUGGCUGGCUCUGCGCCCCGGGAAUCCCCCGCCUUCUUUCUCGGCCCCGCGCUCCGACGCUUCUCCAGCUCCCCAGUCUGCGUCCUCCCGGCUCGGAGCCACCGGGGCCGGGCAGAGGUGGUCGGCGACCUUCGUCCUUUCCUCAACUGCCCGAGAAGAAGCAGACGGCCAGCUGGAUCAGCUGUCCGCCACAGUGCUCCUAGGGAACUCUACUACGGAAACGGAGAAGCAGCGCUCUCUAGAGCCGGAUGGGGAGACCUACACAAUUCAGCACCCGAGAUACCCUUCUCGAUGCCCCAAACCCUGGAAUUUAGAGCGGCGAGUGACCCUACAGAUGAUCCCCUUCAAUUCUCAUUUUACAAAGAAAUGAUUUCAGACCCAUA
This is a messenger RNA of Phascolarctos cinereus (koala), 805 nucleotides long. RefSeq lists its product as uncharacterized. The record is from RefSeq and is a predicted model, not a curated record. NCBI's taxonomy places the organism in Eukaryota, Metazoa, Chordata, Mammalia, Diprotodontia, Phascolarctidae.